AUGGAAACUUCUCUUGGCGUCCAGGAUUGGAAAGAAAUUGAGGCCCUUAUACAGAAGGCAUUGGGGGCUCGUGAGACAUAUCGAACCGGCACUAGAGAUGCACGCACCAUGGCUGCAGCUUGGAGGCCCAUCAUGCGACUGCUGGCAAAGUUUCCCGAGGGCACAUUUACCAGGAACAAUCACCAAGACAUCGCUGAUAUUGAUCCAUACGGUAAAGAAGUCCUCACUGCAUUCACCGAGGGCAUGUGGGCAUUCAGUUUAGGCCCCGAGCUUGACGAUUUGGACUGUCCCCAAACUGCCACCGAUCUCUACUCGUAUUUUGGCCAGGACUUGUAUCAAAUUUGGUACCGUUCUGAACCGAAAGACCACAAAAAUUGGGCCACUUUGUUUCGCGAAGUAACGAACAACGUCGCCGACUACAAUCUCAUUACAGCAGAUACCACGGCACGUCCGGGUUUGGGUAAUUCGCCACGAGCAGCUAUGGCAGCCCAUGCUUGGGUCAUUACGAAUUCUAUGUGUGGCAGUGGUGAUGUUGGACAUGCAAUUGCGAGCGAAGCAAGACAGCUUUGGGAGAAUAGAUGUGGCCCUUUUGUCGUGUCGCAUAAUUAG
Fusarium venenatum is the source of this 609-nucleotide messenger RNA. RefSeq lists its product as uncharacterized. The record is from RefSeq and is a predicted model, not a curated record. NCBI's taxonomy places the organism in Eukaryota, Fungi, Ascomycota, Sordariomycetes, Hypocreales, Nectriaceae.